This is a messenger RNA of Hevea brasiliensis (rubber tree), 633 nucleotides long. RefSeq lists its product as uncharacterized. NCBI's taxonomy places the organism in Eukaryota, Viridiplantae, Streptophyta, Magnoliopsida, Malpighiales, Euphorbiaceae. The record is from RefSeq and is a predicted model, not a curated record. The transcript has 2 exons. The coding region runs from base 77 to 427 and encodes 116 amino acids.
UUAGGAUGGAAUUCCUGAGAAACAUGAGAAUGGAACUGUUCCUUCUGGCCUGGACUGUAAAUAUGAAUCGGUAACUAUGAGUCGUCAGUUCGAGUACGAGUUGAAACGGAUGUUGCAACAAGAGCUUCGGCGACUACAAGAAAAUGCUUCGUUCCAGAAAUUGUCUGGACCUUGUCAAACUAAAUUCAAAAGUGAAUUACAUGAAGACUUUAAGACUAAUUUCCAGAACAUAUUCAGUGAAGCAUUUCAGGAAGCAUCAGCUCUGAUAAAAUCGACAGAGUCUGCAGAAGUUAAAUUAGCUCAUGAAUCGCCUGAAGGAGAAACAACUUCCCAGGUGAAACUUACUGCUGAAGUUGAGCAAAGAGAAGAACAGGUAUCAUAUUCAGCAACUUCUCAUAUGUCUUCAACUACUGUAUCCAAAGAAUGAUAAUCUUUCGAGUUCUUCAUGAUCAAUUGGCGGGCUAGACAUAUGGAUUUGAUUGUUAUGAAUUUUAAACAAAGAAUGAGAAUGAUUUUGUGCUUCCAUAAGGCAUAUUAUUAUGCCAAACUAUCAAUUUAUGUAACUUUAGGAGGAUUUUAAUUGUAAUAAUUUUGGAAUUUAUUAGUUUCAAUGUCAUCUAUCAAUGUUUCAUA